Molecule: messenger RNA, 978 nt
Organism: Trichophyton benhamiae CBS 112371
Lineage: Eukaryota; Fungi; Ascomycota; Eurotiomycetes; Onygenales; Arthrodermataceae
Exons: 1
Coding region: 1-978 (325 amino acids)
Source: RefSeq, a predicted model, not a curated record
AUGGCUCCCCAGUACCGUCCAUCUAUACAUAUUCGUACUGCGGGUCAAGAGGAAGCAGGACAGCAGACUUUUGUCAUUGCUUGCUCUUUAACUGGCACUGGCGUCUUUUUAACCAUCGUCAUUUUUAUAUUUGGCUAUAUAUGGCACUCUCAAAUGGGAAGCCGAAGAUCUUGGCUAUUGUCGCGUCUCAAACCAUCACGGAAAGCAACUCGGCCCAGUGCUGAAUAUAAUAGUGAUCGAGAUUAUGAGUUACCUAACCAACUCACCAAGCCGUCGCCAUGCGCAUUUCCCUUGAAAUUAAAACAGCAGGAGAUCAUGCGUCCUCCACUUCCACCUCCUCGAUACGUCCAACCUCUAAACCCGCCCAGUUUUCAUAACCGAUCGCUCCCUGGCUUUCAGUGGAAACGAAAAUGCCCGCCUAAGCUCGAGCCCUUGCCAGAGACAGAGUCCUUUACACACACCACAGUCCGCGAAUUUGACAGAACUUCGAAUAAACUGUCUGCUUUUGAACAAAAGGAGUACGGCUCUGUGGAGUUCCGUGGUUCUCUUGAUGAGCUAUCGACAAUACCAAAUCACGUCAAUAUAUCAACAAGUCUGACACGGACCGUACUAGCCCAUACAUAUUCGGAUGACGCCUCUCAUUUCAUGGACAAUGCGAUACCAAGCCCGUCACUAUAUUUCUCGGCCAGUAUUGAUGUCGAAUCUUUGAUGUUCCCAUCAGAAACCAAUAACACAGAAUCCUGUUUAUUAUCAAGGUCAAGGACAAAGAGUAGCAGCGUAAUCCUGCUGCCCGGAAGCAGCCCCGAUUCCAAACAAAAUUCAGUCGAGGGCAGCAAGCCCUUGCGAGUAACUCCAUCAAUUAUCUCCCGCUGGAGGAGGAUCCGAGAUAUGACAGAAUAUCAGAACGAAGAACCAUGCCCUUCCGAAUGCCCUAUAUCGCCUAUCUGGUCGGACGGUACUGAGCAGGCUUCGAACUGA